CUAGAUUCCAUUGAUGGCUGGCUCCGUAGUCGAAUAACGCACAAUCUCACAAGAAACAAACGCAAAAUGAAAACAUAAAACACUUGACACUUGAUCAUCACUGCAAUCCCACUAAAAACAACACGACCCUAGCAAACAAACCACCCAGUCCUUCGAUUCUCCGAAGAACAUGAAAGAAGCGGAGGUCGGACCCCCGAACAAAGAGCUUUACGCUCUGCUACACAUAUCUCCAGAAGCCUCCGAUGAAGAAAUCAGAAAAGCCUAUCGCCAGUGGGCCCAAGUCUAUCACCCUGACAAAUACCAAUCUCCCCAGAUGAAGGAUAUUGCGACAGAAAACUUCCAACGGAUAUGUGAAGCCUAUGAAAUUUUAUCUGAUGAGAGGAAAAGGCAGAUAUAUGAUAUAUAUGGCAUGGAAGGAUUGACGUCUGGUUUGGAACUUGGUCCUAAACUGAACAAAGCUGAAGAGAUUAAGGAAGAACUAGAAAGAUUACGGCGUAGGAAAGAAAUGGAAAAGGUUUCAGCUCAUGUCCAACCUUCUGGUUCGAUUCUCGCCAAUUUGUCUUUGCCACAGUUUCUAAAGGGUGGCAGCAUUAUGAGAGGAAUGGCAAUGUCAAGUGAACUUCAGUCUCAAAUCUCCAAACGCAAUGCUAUUGCUAUUGGUGGAAAUCUGGCAGUUAACGGAAAUGCAGGUGGUGGUGCGGCCUCUGUUAUGCUUAGGCAUCAGAUAUCGUCAGUCUCCUCCAUAGAAUUCAUGGCUUCUACUGGUUUACGUGCACUGAUUGGGGUGCAAACAUCUCGCAACCUAUCUCUGCACUCCACAGCAACAAUGGGCAUUACGAUGUCUUUAAGAGACGGUUCAAUUAAUCUUUCUAAUUCCUGGACUCGCCAACUCUCCGACACAUCUAGUGGAAAUAUACAGCUUGUUUUAGGUCCAGAAUCAUCUGUAGCUGUUGGAUGGCAGAAGAAAGAAGAGAAAAUGUCUGCUGCUGGAGAGAUUAAGAUUGGCACAAGUUCUUUUGGAGCUUCGGCUCAUUAUACUCACCGCUUCUCCACAAAGUCUCAUGGGCGUAUUGCUGGCAGAGUUGGAAGCACUAUGCUUGAGCUUGAAGUCGGGGGUGGAAGGAAAAUAUCGCAGUUCAGUACUGUCCGCAUGUUGUAUUCAGUAGGAAUUCAGGGUAUCUUUUGGAAAUUUGAACUGCAUCGUGGGAGACAAAAGUUAAUUGUUCCUAUUCUGCUUUCCAGGCAUUUGAAUGCUGUGUUUGCAACUGGAGCAUUUGUUAUUCCAACAUCACUUUACUUUUUUCUCAAGACAUUCAUUAUCAAACCUUAUUACCUUAAACGGGAAAAGCAGAAGAUGUUAGAGAAUAUGGAAAAGACAUCAACUCAGGUUCAAGAGGCAAGGGCAGCAGCGGAGAAAGCUCAGCAGUUGCUACAAAAUGUGGCUAAUAGGAAAAGGAGCAGACAACUAGAAACAGAUGGACUGGUAAUUACGAAAGCAGUUUACGGAAGUAAAAAAUCUUUGAACAAAAAAAGAGAUGAAGCGGAAGAAGCGAAUGAUGAAUUAGCUUCACAAGUCAUAGAUGUCACUUUACCUCUAAAUUUUCUGGCCAACGAUUCUGGGCAACUUAAGCUUCAUGAGGGUGUAAAGAAGUCAGGCAUUAUGGGCUUCUGUGAUCCUUGUCCAGGAGAACCUAAGCAGUUGUGUGUGGAAUACACUUAUCACGGUGAUAGAUACGAGGUGGUUGUUGAUGAUUAUGAAGAACUCUUGAUUCCCCAGGCAGCGCACAAAAUCUGAUUGCCAUCCAAGAUUCUGAAUUAGAAACUGAAUCUCCUCUUCCAAUUUUGGUUGUUUCAUUGUGAUUUUUUAGGUAUCCUUGACUAGAUCAUCCACAUCUUCUUUUUCAAAAAUUUCUGAUUAUUUUGUUUUUAUUUUGUAUCUUUGUCAAAUUGUAAACAUUUCAUAAGGGCACUGUGAGAACUAAUUGUGUUUAUGGUGUAAUUGAUCUUGAAAGCUGUGAAAUAAAUUAGUUUGUUGAUUCUUAGUCCUUAAA
Camellia sinensis is the source of this 2051-nucleotide messenger RNA. RefSeq names its product DNAJ heat shock N-terminal domain-containing protein (gene OWL1). The record is from RefSeq and is a predicted model, not a curated record. NCBI's taxonomy places the organism in Eukaryota, Viridiplantae, Streptophyta, Magnoliopsida, Ericales, Theaceae.